AUGUUACGCAGAAAGGGCCUUCGCCUGAAAGUUUAUUUGGACGACUUUUUAAUAGCCCAUCAACACAGAGACACCCUGAAAACCCAUGUUCAAAUGGCAAUCGAGUUCCUCAACAGACUUGGUUGGCAUAUCAACAUGAACAAGUCUAUACUCAACCCGACAAUGUCUUUAGAGUUUCUCGGUAUCGUCUGGAACACACAACACAACAUCAAAAGUUUACCUCUAGAAAAAGUAAGAAAAGUCCGCCAAUAUCUAAUGUCUCGCUUGACAGCAGGCAUUUGGACCCUCAAGCAGGCGCAACGCCUCUUAGGGUAUCUCAACUUUGCGACCUUCGUCACCCUCUGGGGAAGGUUGCAUUGCCGUACGCUGCAGCGCCACAGCAAUCUUCUACAGAAACACUCACGCCGGCCUAGUGUAUUCGGAGACGAGGUACGAAAGGAAUUGAAAUGGUGGCUAGACAAUAUCGAUCAAAUUCACCCCGUAAAACUACCAGUCAAUUACGUGGUUACAGACGCCUCGGACAUUCAAUGGGGUGCUUUGGUGAACAACAACUCACUAAAAGGCAGUUGGAGUCAAGAUCAGCUGGGCUGGCACUGCAAUUUAAAAGAAAUGCAUGCAGUGAUAGCGGCCAUCUCGUCACAAGCGAAUGUUCUAAAAAAUUCAACCGUGAUCUUACAGAGCGACAACAAGACGGUAGUAUCGUAUAUAAAGAACGAGGGUGGAACAAGAUCUCAAAAACUUUUGGAGUUGACCAAACACCUCCUGGGACUAAUAGACAGCCUGAACGUUGUACUCCUCCCUCACCAUCUACCGGGAAUGUACAAUACGGAAGCCGAUCACCUCUCGCGCAAUCGCGCCGGCUCCGAAUGGCAUCUUUUGAGCGAAGGAACAAAGAAGGUGUUCAAACUGUGGGGAACACCAGAACUAGAUCUGUUCGCCUCAAAAAACGCUCACGUCGUUUCGAAGUAUGUGUCGCUAGACUUAUCAGACUCGAACGCCUACUUUCACGACGCUUUCAGCAGAUGUUGGACAUACAAUCUUGCUUGGAUCUUUCCUCCGCCAAGUCUGCUUCCACGGGUUCUACACCAUUUGAACUCGGCCAGAGGAAAGUUCAUAAUAAUAGCGCCGAAGUGGAAAAAACCCUUUUGGCGUCCAGAUCUCAAGAACCGCUCCCUAGCACGUCCUUUAAAAAUAAGGAACCUGAAUAUAACAUUAGUGGAUACAGUGUCGGGUCGCCCUCCAGCACAAGUGCACAACCUACAGCUGGAAGCCUGGCUAGUUUCGGCUGGGACACCUUGACAGAGGAUUGGUCUGCACAAGAAAAACAUCUU
This is a messenger RNA of Vanessa atalanta (red admiral), 1331 nucleotides long. RefSeq lists its product as uncharacterized. The transcript has a single exon. Lineage: Eukaryota; Metazoa; Arthropoda; Insecta; Lepidoptera; Nymphalidae. The coding region runs from base 1 to 1299 and encodes 432 amino acids. Gene Ontology annotation, molecular function: nucleic acid binding. The record is from RefSeq and is a predicted model, not a curated record.